Paraphaeosphaeria sporulosa is the source of this 2223-nucleotide messenger RNA. RefSeq lists its product as uncharacterized. Gene Ontology annotation, molecular function: acetyl-CoA transmembrane transporter activity. The coding region runs from base 359 to 2056 and encodes 565 amino acids. Gene Ontology annotation, cellular component: membrane. The transcript has 3 exons. NCBI's taxonomy places the organism in Eukaryota, Fungi, Ascomycota, Dothideomycetes, Pleosporales, Didymosphaeriaceae. The record is from RefSeq and is a predicted model, not a curated record.
UGCCCGCACUAACUUUUACCGCAAAGUAGACACGUUCCUUUCCGCGGGCCCCUUGUUAGAUCUCCUUAUGGAUGCCAUCCCCGACCGGCGAGCCACUCAUUGACCCCUCUUAUCCCACGUCUUCUUCUAUACACAACCCUACUUCUCCGCGAACACCCCAUUACCAAGUCAACACCACCGCUCGUACAGUGGAGCUGCAGUCGAGCUUGCGGACCUCAGUACAUACAGUUAGCAUAGAACGCGACACAAGAAACGCGCCGCACACCGCAGCCUCGCCGCUCCAGACGCGCGGGAGAGCGCCCCUCUGCUCACCUCUUCCUUCUCCGACCGCGAUUUUUCCUCCGACACCGAUCCACAAAUGAGCAAGCGCAACGCAAAGACGCCUAAAGAGCAGAACGGGCAGGCGAACAGCAGCGCGACCAUGAGCAACAUCCUCGAGCACCGGCGGAGGCACGGGUCCAUCGAUCUGAGCUCACCCGCGGGCCAGGCCGCCUCCCUGAUGCAGCGCCCGAGCUUUACGUUGGACGAUGCAGUACCAGAGCUAGACAAAGAUGGCGAGGGUCAGUCCAAGGGCUUCUCUGAGUUGUCCAAGAAGGAUCAGCGAAAUUUCUUGCUGCUGGUACUGUUGUACUUUCUGCAAGGUAUACCGAUGGGUCUCGCGAUGGGCUCAGUGCCCUUUUUACUCAAGAAGGCGGAUGCUUCGUAUUCGGCUAUCGGGGUCUUUUCCCUUGCAGCAUACCCGUAUUCACUCAAGUUGUUCUGGAGCCCGAUCGUGGACGCGGUAUGGUCGCCGAAGGUUGGACGCAGGAAGAGUUGGAUUUUGCCUAUCCAGACUGUCUCGGGCUUCUCCAUGCUCUGGCUGGGCUCUGUAGUGAACAGAAUUAUGAGCUCGGCUUCAGAGACUGAUGGCAGUGGAAUCUGGAACUUCACCUUCUGGUGGUUCGCAUUGGUAUUCCUCUGUGCAACACAGGACAUUGCGGUUGACGGAUGGGCUUUGACUCUUCUUUCGCAAGAGAAUCUCCCUUUCGCAUCUACAGCGCAAACCGUUGGUCUCACUGGUGGCCAGUUUCUUUCUCACACCGUCUUCCUCGCCUUCAACUCGGUCGACUUUACCAACAAAUGGUUCCGCUCAGCGAGUGCACCUGGCGAGACAGGCCUGAUGAACCUGGACAGUUACCUUACGUUCUGGGGCUGGGCAUACCUGGCCGUGACUCUAGGAUUGGCUUUGAUGAAGCGUGAAGAAAGGACGAAAGAGAGGGAAGGCAUCAUGGAAGUCUAUCAGACCAUGUGGGGGAUUCUCAAGCUUCCGAACAUUCAAACCUUCAUCGUGAUCCAUCUCAUUGCGAAGAUUGGCUUCCAAACCAACGACGGCGUUACAAGCUUGAAGCUACUUGCCAAAGGUUUCAGUCAAGAGGACCUUGCGCUGACGAUUCUCAUCGACUUUCCGAUUGAGAUGUCGCUCGGAUACUACAUUGGAAAGUGGUGCCAGACAUACCCACCCAUGCAUAUCUGGUCUAUGGCAUUCGUUGGACGGCUGGCUGCGGCCGGAUUUGCCCAAUUCGUCGUGUCCAUCUUCCCUGCGGGCGGCACGACGACGUGGUACCUGCUGCUCGUUAUAUGCGAGCACGUACUGUCGACGUUCAUGAACACAGUCAUGUUUGUUGCGGUCUCCGCUUUUCACGCGAAGAUAUCCGACCCGGUCAUCGGAGGCACGUACAUGACUCUGCUCGCCACUGUGUCCAACCUUGGUGGUACCUUUCCUCGCUAUUUUGUGCUCCGCUUUGUCGACUACUUCACAGUGGCAACGUGCGAGCCGCCUACCAAGGCCCCAGCAAACCUCAAGGGUGACCUUGUAACACAGGCCUUCUCUUGCGCGCUGGAGGCCGAUCGCCACCGGUGCGAGGCGGGCGGUGGUACCUGCCAUGUGCAGACGGACGGAUACUACGUGAUGAACAUGAUAUGCAUAAUCAUCGGAGUGGUGACUUUCUAUGGGUACAUCAAACCGGCGGUGACCAAGAUCCAAGCGCUACCGCUGCGGGCAUGGAGAAUAUCAUAGCACGAGCACAGCGAUUGAUAAGGUAGCACACACGGAGCACCCGUGGUGGGUCGGUCGCGUAGCUUAGCUAUAUAGCGUACAUGACGUGUGUAGAAUGCAAGAUGGUGUUUUGGACCAAAGCUGCAUGGCGCUCCACGUGCAGACCCGUCGGCGCGACAGGGCGGUGG